GCAAUUAAAAGCUGUAACUAUCUCUACUAUUUUUACCUUAAAAAAUCAAUACAAAUCUUAGCGAAAAACAGCACUAUGAAGACUAAUAAACUUGAAAUGAGCCUUGACGAAAUCAUCCGGGCGGAUAGCCUUCAAAAAAAACGUUCAGAGUCCCAAAAGGAAGCCAAUGGAUCUACCAAGAGCUCAGUUAAAGGAACCCGAUCCAAAGAUGCUCUCAGGAUCCGCAAGGGAACUGGAGGCAUACAAAAGCGCCCAACCAUACGCUAUUAUGACACCAAGAAAUAUAUGGGACCAACUCGCCUGUUAGUCACCAAUUUGGACUACGGGGUGACCGACGCGGACCUGGAGGAACUUUUCAAUGAAAAUGGCCUGAUGGAGAAAGGAAGUGUGCACUACGAUAGCUUGGGCAACUCAAUGGGCACUGCAGAGUUGAUAUUCAGACAUAGGGGAGAUGCCUUGAGAAUUAUAAAAAUGUUUCAUGGAGUCCGUUUGGAUGGCCGACGACUGAAGAUACAUCUGGUUAAGAUCACGCCCGACUUCAAAAAUGGUCUCUUUAAGAGUGGUUCACGCCGCAGCAGUUCCUUCAACAAUCCUUCUUUAAGGAGUGAUUCUUCCUUCGGGCCACGACAUUCCAAUCGUGAUGGUGGCCAAGAUGAUGAGGGGACUUGGGACUUCUACGAAGGGGACAACUUUUGGCAACCGUACUAGAACUAAAACUUAGAACUAAAAAGGUACAACGAACACUACACAAGGAUUCACUG
Drosophila eugracilis is the source of this 761-nucleotide messenger RNA. RefSeq names its product THO complex subunit 4 (gene Ref2). The coding region runs from base 76 to 708 and encodes 210 amino acids. Gene Ontology annotation, molecular function: mRNA binding. Gene Ontology annotation, biological process: mRNA export from nucleus. The transcript has a single exon. Lineage: Eukaryota; Metazoa; Arthropoda; Insecta; Diptera; Drosophilidae. Gene Ontology annotation, cellular component: nucleus. The record is from RefSeq and is a predicted model, not a curated record.